UCAAGGCCUCUGUACGGACUUUUCCUGUGUGGGAGUCUGCUGCUUUAAGUGUACGACGCACAGCGCUGCUGUGUAUAUGUGCCCAGACACAUUCUCUACACCACCGAAGGACAGCUGAAACAGAGUGUCAAUGGGACUGUACAAAAAGAUCCAGGAGUAACUGAACGAACACAAGGGGGCUGUGUCGAACGAGAGAAGGAAAGUCACACUGCAGCCGUGAUGGAGGUGUCUCUCUCUUCCUCCCUGAGGACAGAACUCAGGCCAGAAGACAUUGUCCAGCCACACUACAAGGAAUCCUACCGCCUGGCCAUUGAUGCCUUGGUCAAUGGGGGUCGGGAGGAAUACCAGGAGCUCCUCAAGGGGGAGAGGAUUGGUGAGUUCUUAUCUGAGGAUGAGCUCCUAUUCAUCACCGAGAAUGCUGAGAGACCAGCCAACACGAGCCAAUCUGAGGAUGAAGGAGACACCUCCAACGAGGCCCCGUCCAGCGGGACCUACUGGCCCGUGCACUCGGACGUGGAGACGCCAGACCUGGAGCUGGGUUGGCCAGAGGUCAUUCACGAGAAGAUUCAAACCAACAUCAACCUGCUCUUCCACCCACCCCGCCAAAACUGCCCAACCAUCAAGGAGGUUAUACGCAAACACAUCCAGGAGGCAAGAAAGGUCAUUGGAAUUGCAAUGGAUGUUUUCACAGACGUGGAUAUUUUCAAAGAGAUCGUGGACGCAUCUGUCAGGGGAGUGUCGGUCUACGUGCUCCUGGACGAUUUUCAGUUCAAAAGCUUUCUUUCGAUGGCCGAGAAGCAGAACGUUCAAAUCCAACAUCUGAGGAACAUGAGAGUGCGCACAGUGAAGGGACAGGAGUAUCUCUGCCGAACCGGGGCAAAAUUUCACGGGACCAUGCAGCAGAAAUUUAUGCUGAUCGACUGUCAUACUGUGGUGUAUGGCUCAUACAGCUUCAUGUGGUCCUAUGAGAAGAUCAACCUCAGUAUGGUGCAGGUGAUCACAGGCAAGCUGGUGGAAUCAUAUGAUGAAGAGUUCAGGAUGCUCUUUGCUCGCUCCACGGUGCCACCUGCUCUUUCUCCACCACAGCCUAUCCUGCGAGAAGCCAGACAUCUAUCUGGUCAGCCUUUUGAGAGGAGAGAUCAGUUGAGGCAUACUCUGGAUGCGGUUUACAUGCGAACCUGUGGAAGCCAGGCAAGACUGAAGAACCCUCUGGGGGACUUUGAACAGGAAAUAUACGAUACAGGGCCAUUCAGCCAGCGCCUUACCAAUGGCCAUGUGGUUCAGAACCGAAUCCAUCAGUUUCAGCCUGCUGAGACUAACAACUUCCUGAAAAGACACAGCUAUGCUGGUGAGAGAAACGAGAACUCAUACAUUCCAAACCCCAUGACUUACGGUGCAAGCAACUGGAACGUGGCCAGGGAAUGCAAUCAGUUUGGGGCUCCGGGGAGAGGUGGUUUACUCUCCAGGGGUAUGGAGCAUCCACUGCAGUCAAUGAGGUUGAACCAGAAUUACAACAGAGGCACCAAUGCACGCCAGUCCUUCCAUGGCAAUGACAAGCAGAUGGUAUCCAUGCAGCAGAACUUGCCCUCAUUAGAGCGCACCACCAAAUCCUUUCUGCGUACUUGGCGGAUAGAGUCGUACCUCAACAACAACGAUCCUCCUAUUGCAGACUCCAGUGAAUACUUGGAUCAUUGUGAAGGGCUAGAUGCUCAGCAUUCCUCCUACCUGCACUCCCGGCUGAAGUCCUCCCUUGUCUUCAAGUCCACCAUCCCAGAGCAACCAGAGUCUAGCAGCUACACCAGCACCUCCCAGACUUCUACACUUCAGGGGGAUUCGCCUAGCAUACACUCUAACUCAACAGUUCAAUCCUCUACACAAAGAAUUCCCACUGUGGGGGUGGGGAACAGAAUGAUGCAUGAUGAUUUCAUGCUGAAGAGGCGGAGCUUGCAGAUUUUAGAUGACCCGAGGAAUAACUUUUACAAUGGCUAUAACCCUGCCAUUUAUGCCAGCCUUGGUAGAACAAAAGGAGGACUGUCUGUCAAAAACCCAGAGGUUUUCCAUGAUGACAGGUUCAAAAGGUAUAGCUUAGUUGACCCAAGGCCCAACACAGCUUACGUUACCAAUAAAGAGUCAUCAAGCCACAUGUACGGCAUGUUGAGAAGUGGACAGGUUGGAACAGCUAUACUAAAAGAAACUGACAGGUACUUGCCAAAUCUCAAAGAAGAUCAUCGAUCUGUCUCUCACUGUGAUGUAAAGAAGUUUGGAGAGACUAAGGAUCACUCAAGUACCAUUUGGCAGGAGCCUCCCUCCAGAACAGUGUCAGCAACAGCUCUCAGCACGAGCAGCCAAGAACAAGCUCUCAAAUCCUCAAGUGCAAGCUCACCACAUUUCUUUCAAAAGAGUUCCAAGAAAAUCAUUUCCCUGUUCAAUAUACCGGAAAAGAAUCAAAAAAUGGGCGGUAGCUCGAACGCUCAGUUCUCAGAAGAAGAGGUGAAGAGAUCUGGUAAAAAUAAAAGUAUAUAUGGUAGCACAGCAAGUUCAAUCAAGUCAGUAGAAAGCAACAGUCAACAUAAGGGGAAUGGUGGGUUUUUUCUCAAUGAGAACCACUUCGUGAAAGACAUAGGGUUGUCCUCGACCCCGCGCUUCAGCACAGAGGAGCUCCAUCACAAUUCGGCUCCUUCUGACACUUCCAGAGAGCAACAGACCCCAAGCUCCACCAGUGUAAACAGCAGACUAACCCCUUCAUCGGACUUUCGGCAAAGAGAAGCCAAAGGAGAAAAAAGGCUCUAUAGCCGAUUUGAGCCUUUUUGCUCCUUUGAAAAGAAGUUGUCAGAUAAACAACCAACGGUCAGUGCACACCUGCCUCCCUUUGAGAGGCACAAGAGCUUGAUCAGUCAUAAUGCUAGAGGGACCUUCGUCAGUGACCAUCACGCCAGUUUACGGAAUCAUUCUCUUGGUCAACAUGACAAUAAGUUUGGUAGGUUUAUACAGCGUGUGGGAAAUUUCAUUCACAAAAAUAAGUAAUGAAAGCAUCACAUGGGAGUUGCUUUGUGUGCCAAGAAAGUGGUGAGAUGAUGUGGGGGAUUUCACAGUUGCUCUAUACCAAAGGACUAAUCUGAGACAACUGCCUGCAGUGUCAAAAAUAAUAUUCCCAAAAACAUAUUUUCAGAAGACUACACACACACACACACACACACACACACACACAC
This is a messenger RNA of Scleropages formosus (Asian bonytongue), 3209 nucleotides long. RefSeq names its product family with sequence similarity 83 member B (gene sack1b). Gene Ontology annotation, biological process: signal transduction. The transcript is spliced from 5 exons. Gene Ontology annotation, cellular component: cytoplasm; membrane. Gene Ontology annotation, molecular function: protein kinase binding. Bases 220 to 3024 code for a protein of 934 amino acids. The record is from RefSeq and is a predicted model, not a curated record. NCBI's taxonomy places the organism in Eukaryota, Metazoa, Chordata, Actinopteri, Osteoglossiformes, Osteoglossidae.